Cucumis melo (muskmelon) is the source of this 1939-nucleotide messenger RNA. RefSeq names its product (3S,6E)-nerolidol synthase 1-like. The record is from RefSeq and is a predicted model, not a curated record. Gene Ontology annotation, molecular function: magnesium ion binding; terpene synthase activity. Lineage: Eukaryota; Viridiplantae; Streptophyta; Magnoliopsida; Cucurbitales; Cucurbitaceae. The transcript is spliced from 7 exons. Bases 55 to 1791 code for a protein of 578 amino acids.
AAAUUAUUAAAAUUAUUUCCUUCUAUUCUGUCUUUGUUUCCAUAAAUACAAGAAAUGGCUUUUUCGGCAUUUGUUUUCUGUAAUUCCUUUGUUGCAUCACUAAAUAUUCCACAAAACAAUAAUUUCAAUCCCAUGAAUAAUCCCAUAAUUAACAACCCUUUACUUAACAAACAAAUCAUUUCUCUUCCUCACCAUUCUUUGCUAUCAACUCCCUUAAAACCCUUGCAUUCUAAAAUCCAACCUUCCAUAUUAACAAACGGUAUCGAGUAUGGUAAAGGUGCAAUUAAAGGGAGGAUUUUAAAGGAUGUUUUGAGAGAAAUAGGAGAUCCUUGGGAAUGUUUGAAUCUAAUUGAUGCAACUCAACGUCUCGGAAUUGAUUACCAUUUUCAAGAGGAGAUUGAAGCAGUUCUACAAAGGCAAUAUGUGUUAUUUAAUGCAGUUCAGUUUAAUCCAGAGACUGAUCUUCACAAGGCUGCCCUCCUUUUUCGACUUUUCAGACAACAGGGUUACCUUGUUUCUGCAGAUGUCUUCAAAAGCUUCAUGGACAAGAAGGGGAAGUUCAAGGAAGAUCUAAGAGAAGAUAUAAAGGGAUUAUCAAGUUUAUAUGAAGCUUCACAUUUAUGCAUCCAUGGAGAUGAGAUUAUUCUUGAAGAAGCUGAAAUUUUCAGUAGGCGUUUGCUAAAUGCAAGGGGUGAAGCUGAAUUGGCCAAUUUUGUGCGUAAUACUUUAUCUUAUCCUCAUCAUAAAAGUGUGGUGCAAUUGACGACACUUAACUAUUUUGAAGAUCAUAUGCAAUGCCCAAACAAAUGGAUUCAUAUCUUUCAAGAUGCUGCCAAAAUGGAACUUUAUUGUUCUCAACGUUUACGCCAAAAUGAAGUUGCUCAGUUUAUGGAAUGGUGGAAAGAUACAGAAUUGGGAAAAGAGCUGAAUUUUGCUAGAGAUCAACCCAUUAAAUGGUAUAUGGCUUCAUUAGUUUGCCUCACAGAUUCUUUCUACUCUGAACAAAGGAUCCAACUUGCAAAAUCCAUCACUUUCAUAUAUCUCAUCGAUGAUCUUUUUGAUGUAUUUGGAACUCUUGAUGAACUCACCUUAUUCACUGAAGCUGUUUAUAGAUGGGACUUGGCUGCUGCUGAAGGAUUACCUGACUGUAUGAAAAUUUGUUUAAGAUCCCUAUUUGAAGUUACUGAUGAAAUAAGUUACCAAAUCUAUCAAAAGCAUAGUUGGAAUCCCAUUCACUUCUUACAUAAAGCGUGGGCUAAAUUAUGCAAGGCAUUUUUGGUUGAAGCAGAAUGGUUGAGUUGUGGGCAUUCACCAAGUGCAGAAGAAUAUCUGAAAAAUGGAAUCGUUAGCACUGGCAUCCCACUUACAUUAUUACAUGCUUUCCUUUUGUUAGGCCAACAAAUUACCGACGACACUGUCCAAAUUGUUGAUGACGAUUUAGAUAUCGUUUCAUCUACUGCUACAGUUUUGAGGCUUUGGGAUGACUUCGGAACUGCCGAGGACGAGACGCAAGAGGGGCGAGAUGGGUCAUAUCUAGAAUAUUACAUGAAGGAAAAUCCAAGUAUCUCUUAUGAAGAAACGCAACAACAUACAAUGAAGAAAAUAUCUAAUGCAUGGAAGACUCUCAAUAGAGAAUCACUAUUAUCCAACCAAUUUCCAUCCAAGUUCAAUCAAGCUUGCCUCAAUGUUGCAAGAGCAGUUCCUUUGGCAUACAACUAUGACAGAAAUAAAUCCAUUGUGAGCAUGGAGAACCUUGUGAAAAAAUUGCUUUUCAGUGGCAUGGAGAUGUAAAUAAAACUGUUAAAGUUAUUGUUUUUAGUACUAAGUUAAGCUAUGUUCAUUUUAGCAACUUAGGCAUAGGUUAAAAACAUAAAUAUAGUCUGAUCGUACAAUAUGUUUGUAACCAAAAAUAAAACCACAAACUUAUUCUUCGGUUAAA